This is a messenger RNA of Bemisia tabaci, 1273 nucleotides long. Lineage: Eukaryota; Metazoa; Arthropoda; Insecta; Hemiptera; Aleyrodidae. The record is from RefSeq and is a predicted model, not a curated record.
AACGCCAUACAAAAUUACCUAAAAGUCGUUUCUAUGGACCGAAAAUAAAAUUACACGAAGCUGAUUGUUUUGUAAUAAAUCUUAUUGCCAUGUUGAGAUUUAAGUAAUUAACCCAAAUUACACUGAGGAUUGUUGUUCUACGAUUAUUUAAGUAGAAUCUUCUUUCAAUAGGUUGACAGCCGCAACGCGGCCAUAGGCCAAUAGUAGAUAAUAAUUCGAUAUUUUUGGAAUGUUAAGUGUAACGCCCCUCUUAAUAUCCUAAUUCUAUUUUUUGCAUUGUUCCAGAGCUGUAGCGACACCUGAAUUUGCAGAUCGAAGUGCCAAAGCUCACCGUUUUUUGGAAAAUUAAUGUAACCGUCGCAAUCUUUCGGAGCCUCUUCAAAGCGCCUUCCAUUGUCCACGAUGCAAUAUGGUCAAUCCUUACGGAGAGAGAGCCAUCACGAUUGCGAGUGCUGCUUUUAUUAUCCUGACGCUCGUCUCAACGGCACACGCACCACCAUCACCAUCAACCAGACUUCUCCGUUCAGUGUCAGAUAAGGUGAGGCGGACAUUCAACGGCGGAAGCAAUCUGCUCAGACAAAUAAGAAGCGCUCGGUGGGAACAGUCUCAACAGUUCCGGGAGCCGGAGCCCUGUCUUCGCGACUACCGCUUCGGGGGUGGCGACUUGAUAGAAGGCAAGGACGGAACCUUGUUCUUCGCACUGGAUGGGAGGUGGGUCGUUUACAUGGAGGUUAUUGACAAAAAACAAGCCACUUUCAGACGCGUCUCAGUCGGCAGUUCAUAUGGAGGCACACUUGUCAAGAGGAUAGACAAGGAUUUUCCUUUCGGCGGUAGUAAAGGAAUCGCUUUGGCAAUGGUCUUCGUGGACAGGAUAGUCCCGUAUCAUCGUAAGAGCUGCAACCAAGCGCACUACAUGGCCUAUUUCACACAAGGUGAAGUUAGGAGCGUACAAGGUCGGUCGAAUUUGAGCAAGGAUUGCCCACUUCACAGGAAGAAUUUCGAAAAUAUGAGGAGUUACGACAUAUCCGCAAACACAUUUUACCUGUUAAAAGGUGAUUGGAGUUCUGUCUACCCCUCCAGCUUUUCGUUGGCGCCACCGCCAAUCCCGUCAAAUCCUCCGUCACCGCCGUCGUCGUUCAGAGGUGGAGGGCAACCCCGCCCGACAUCGCCAACCCGCCGCGCAAACGUCCAAGAAUCUUCAACAAACAGGCACCACCGCACCGUGUCUGACCCUACAAACAACAAUUCACGUUUCAAGAAUUUUCCCUGGUAA